CCUCAAUUUACAACAUGUUUGACUUGACUCGAUAAGGUCAGAUAUAUACGAUUAUUUGACUUGAUUCGGCUUGUUGGACUUGCUGGUUGUGGAACCGUGACGGGAACUAAUAAUAGUAACAGUUGAGUUACUUAAAGGAGGUAGAGGUACCUACUUAUCUGGAGAGUGGCUGUAUUGAAUACCGACCUUAACUCAGUCAACAGCCCGUGUCAACCUGUUCAGUUCAGUUCAGUUCUAAUCCUCUUUGCCGGGGGCGAAUGUGACAGUCGUCAAUCUUACUCUCUAAGACAUAUUAUUAUAUUAAGCACCUAGAUAAAUCGUUUUUAGAGAUGCUCUUCAAUCUUCUUCCACUCAGCCCGGCUAACCUGUUGGCUUUUUGUUUGCUGUUUAUCACUGUGCUUUGGCGUCGGUAUGCUACUAAACACGCCCGUCUCGUGGCGUACGAGAAGCGCGACGAUGUAAAAGGUAUCCCUUCAACGUUCCCCCAUGUCUUCCCCUUUCUGGGAAGUCUACCCAUUAUGUACUUACGGAGCCCGAAAGACUUCGUAUUGAACCCCAAGAACUUCUUCCAGAGCGCGCACCCAGUUCUAGUCAAAAUUCUUACUCAAGAGUUCUACGUGAUCCAGGGUCCAGAGAAUAUCAAAGCCCUCUUUAAGAGCUCUUCGGUGUGCACAUCAAUUCCCUUCGUCAAGUUCGCUCUUGGGUACGCUUUUGGCUUGCCAGCUAAGGCCCUGAGUUUAUACGACAGGGACGACUCCGGCAGUAGCCAUGUGCCUCAUCCAGGCAGCACGGUGGAGGCUCGCAACCGUAUUGACUACCGCGGGCACCAGUCUAUAAUCCAAUUUCUAGAAGGCAAAAAGCUUCUGCCUUUCUGGAACAGGUUCGCAGACGAUAUUACACAGCAGUUGUAUAGUUUGCAUGAUCGCAUGGGGCCUGACUGGGAAUACCGCGCUGAUCUGAUGAAGGUCAUUGGAGAUGAAGUAACGGUCUCAACCCUUAAUGCUCUUUGCGGACCAUACCUCCUGAGGCUGAAUCCAAAUUUCCUGCAGGACUUCUGGGACUUUGACCGCAACUUGCAGACUUAUCUCCAAGGGAUCCCUUGGUUUCUUGCGCCAGGGGCCUACGCGGCUCGAAAGAGGGUCCUGAAUGCUGUUAAAAUCUGGCAGCAGCACGCAAGGGAUCACUACGACGACUCCACCGUGGGUACUGACGGUGACGAUCCAUUUUGGGGGAGUAGCUUCUUCCGAGAGCGACACGAAAUGUUUCUCGAAAUGGACGGGUUUGACCACGCUGCUAUCGCAUCCCAAGAUUUCGGAGCAAUAUGGGCAGUAAGAAAUUCUAUCGCUACUGUAUCAUGGGCGGUUUUCGAAAUAUAUCGGGAUCCUGAGCUGCUUGCUAGUGUGAGGGCCGAGGUUGAUACCUGUGCGACCAGAAGCGCGGAUGGCCGCAUCCGGUUCGAUAUAGACCAAUUGCUCCGUUUGCCAGUCCUCCAAGCUGUAUAUGCCGAGACCUUGAGACUUAGGAUGCACUUUUACAUCAUCAAGAUGCCCGAUAGGGUUGAUAUGAACAUCCGAGACUGGAUUAUACCGAGGCGAAAGGUAACUGUCACGCUGACGACAGUUGCGCAUAUGGAUUCUAAAGCGUGGAACACUGGUUCUAAUAACGAGCACCCCGCCAACGAGUUCUGGGCUGGACGAUUCCUUAAUUAUCCGUCUGGAAGUGAGCCCUCCAACGCUCAGGCGCACGGUUUUACCCCCGCGUUCUCAACAAAAGAGUACGAAGGAUCAUGGAUUCCCUACGGCGGCGGACCACGACAGUGUCCUGGCCGGCAUUUUGCGAAACGCCAGAUAUUACUGACUACUGCUUUGAUGAUUAGCUUAUUUGACUGCGAGAUAUCGGAGGAGGGAAAAACUGUGCAAGAAGAUUUGACCUUGAAAGGAUUCGGCGGUGGAAUAUCGCAUCCCAUUAACCUAGUGCCAAUACAUAUAAAACAAAAGAGAUAAUACCUAAUGCCAAAAGGAGACUGGCCUUCUAGCCCUCCUAAAUAAACGACUACGAUUUACCAUAAUCUAAUUGAUUCAUUAACUAGAUUGAAUUUAAAGUUAAAAGAACGCCCCCUUUUCA
Molecule: messenger RNA, 2124 nt
Organism: Daldinia loculata
Lineage: Eukaryota; Fungi; Ascomycota; Sordariomycetes; Xylariales; Hypoxylaceae
Product: cytochrome P450
Exons: 4
Coding region: 330-2003 (557 amino acids)
Molecular function (GO): steroid hydroxylase activity; oxidoreductase activity, acting on paired donors, with incorporation or reduction of molecular oxygen; heme binding
Source: RefSeq, a predicted model, not a curated record